UGAUGGAAACGUGAAGGACUGACGUGCAGGUUAUAACGGACGUGACGUCAUCGUCACGUGGUCAGCCACAGCAGCUGUUGCUCAUGAGUUGAGGAACCUAUUUUUUUCCCACCAUAAGGCAUGACAUCAGUCCUCAUGGCAACAGAGGGUGUGGAAAAUACGAGCGAAGAUGCUCCGGCAGCUGGGAAGGUCGGUGCCAGGUUUGACCUGGAGAAAGAGACCGAACUUAGGUUUGAGGUGGAGGCUGGAGAGGCUGCAGAGCAGGUUGAGCUGGAGCUCCUCACGGGAAUGGCUGAGGUGUUUGGCUCAGAGCUGAACCGCAACAAGAAGUAUGUAUUCGGACCAGGCUCUAAGAUCGCCGUUUUCACCUGGCAAGGCUGCAGUGUGAACCUUUAUGGAAAGCCAGAGGUGGCUUAUGUGUCCAAAGAGACUCCCAUGCUUCUCUACCUGAACACGCAUGCUGCCCUGGAACAGAUGAGAAAACAAGCAGAGCGGGAUAAUGAGAGGGGUCCGAGGGUGAUGGUGGUCGGACCCACAGAUGUGGGGAAGUCAACAGUGUGUCGGUUGCUAUUAAGCUAUGCUGUAAGGGUGGGCAGGAGGCCAACGCUAGUGGAACUGGACGUAGGACAGAGUGGGGUGUCCGUACCUGGGACAGUGUCGGCACUGUGCAUUGAGCGUCCGGCAGACGUGGAGGAGGGUUUCUCAGUCCAGGCUCCUUUGGUCUACCACUUUGGCUCUACCACACCAGGGACCAACAUCAAACUUUACAACAAGCUGACGUCAUGCUUGGCCGAGGUGUUUUCCCAGCGCUGUGAGGUGAACAGGAAGGCCAGCGUGGGAGGCUGUAUCAUCAACACCUGUGGCUGGGUGAAGGGCUCUGGAUACCAGGCUCUGGUCCAUUGUGCCUCUGCCUUUCAGGUGGAUGUGGUGCUGGUGCUGGAUCAUGAGCGGCUGUACAAUGAACUCAAACGAGACCUCCCUCACUUUGUGCGGGUUGUGCUCCUACCGAAGUCCGGGGGGGUGGUGGAACGCUCAAAGGAGUGUAGGCGGGAUACUCGGGAUGAGAAGAUCCGCGAGUAUUUCUACGGCUUCCGUGGCGUGUCAUACUACCCUUUUUCCUACGAGGUGCGUUUCUCAGAUGUCCGUAUCUAUAAGAUCGGGGCACCAUCCAUCCCAGAUUCAUGCCUGCCUCUGGGAAUGUCUCAAGAUGACACGCAGUUGAAGCUGGUGCCUGUGACACCUGGGAGAGACCUCACAUACCAUGUGCUGAGCGUGAGCAGUGCUGAGGACGGAGAGGAAGGGGCUAGAAAGGGCAUAGUGGAGAGCCCUGUGUGUGGCUUCAUUGUGGUGACUAAUGUGGACACGCAAGCACAGGUAAUGAAAGUGCUGUCCCCAGCACCCAGACCACUGCCCAGACACACUCUGCUUAUCAUGGAUAUUCGCUUCAUGGACAUGAAAUGAAAUGACACUUCAGGGAAAAUGACUCCGGUAGCAAGAGAGGUUGGUCUGAUGUUCGGUAGGAUAUCUUUCAGAGAAUUUGUUUGUACCAGAGGACCUGGAUUUUGUUUCCUAGUUGUCUUGUUUCUGCUUUGUACAGACUACAGGGGGCGUUGAAAAAGAUUUAAAAGUUGAAUUUGGUCAUUGCUUUAAAUUAUACCUCAUUUUAUCAACACUGUACAGAUGUAAUUUGUGGCAGGGGAUGUUUUAUGGGUUCGGGGAAUUAUUUUAGUGAUUUUUAUAAAGAUUGCUUUUUCAUGAGUAAUAAAAAAUUUCAUGUAAAA
Molecule: messenger RNA, 1781 nt
Organism: Scophthalmus maximus (turbot)
Lineage: Eukaryota; Metazoa; Chordata; Actinopteri; Pleuronectiformes; Scophthalmidae
Gene: clp1
Product: cleavage factor polyribonucleotide kinase subunit 1
Exons: 6
Coding region: 121-1461 (446 amino acids)
Biological process (GO): tRNA splicing, via endonucleolytic cleavage and ligation
Cellular component (GO): nucleus; mRNA cleavage factor complex
Molecular function (GO): polynucleotide 5'-hydroxyl-kinase activity
Source: RefSeq, a predicted model, not a curated record